AUGGAGACUUCAAUGCUUUCAGGUCUCUCAGUAGUUCAGCCAGUACCUACAAAGCCGGCAAAACAAGAUAUGUCGCGUCCAUUAACAGCCCCGCCAAUGACCACCUCGACAACCAAUAUCGGUUCAGCCCAGAGAGAAUCUUUUGGCCUUGAGAUACUGCCAGUCCGAGAUGAUCCAAAACCAGACAAUGCAUCUUCCGACCAUAUCGAUGACUUAGAAAUGAGUCAUCCUGAUCGCCCAGAUUCAAAUACAGAGACUGUUGAAGUUGCACCAACUAUCUGGGACCCUUUCAUGAACCGCUUCAGACUUCUCUCGACCUGUCUAUCCCAGAUAAACAAUGCUCUUAGCGAUGGUGCUACUGGUGCAUUAAUCCCCUAUAUGGAGAAGUACUAUGGCAUUGGAUAUGCCACCGUGUCUCUCAUAUUCGUCGGUAAAGCCAUCGGAUUCAUUGCCGCCGCCGUAUUCAUCGAUAUACUUAGAGCAAAACUCGGUCGAGCCAGACUUCUUGGUCUCGGUCAAGCCCUUGUCACUCUGGCAUACAUCCCCAUCAUCUGCGGAGCCCCUUUCAUCGUUGUUGUUCUAUCCUUCUUCUUUAUCGGCUUCAGCAUCUCGAUAAAUGUGGCCAUCGGGAACCUCUUCUGUGGUGGUCUCCAGAACGGAACGUUCAUGCUGGGUGUACAGCACGGGACUUACGGAAUAGGGGCAACCAUCGGUCCUCUCGUUGCGACCGCGCUCGUUACAGCUGCAAACACCAUGUGGAAUAGAUACUACAUAAUAACCUGUGUGCUCGGAGCUUUAACCGUCGCAUUAGGAAUGUGGUCGUUCUGGAGAUACGAGCAGGAGUUGAGUCCUGCGGCACGCCAGAGAGAGACGGCUCAAGUUGGAGACUCCAUGUCGAACAGCAUCUUUCUUGCUAUGAACCUGCGCAUCGUAUUCCUUGGUUCACUCUUCAUCUUUGCCUACCAGGGAGCCGAGGUCUCUAUUUCUGGCUGGGUCAUUUCUUUUCUCAUCAACGACCGCGAUGGCGAUCCUUCGUCAGUUGGUUAUGCAACAGCAGGUUUCUGGGCUGGUAUCACCAUCGGUAGAUUCCUCCUUUCCGCUCCUGCGCAGCGAAUCGGAGAGAAACCGCUUGUGUAUGGCCUCAUCGUAGGAGCCGUCGCUUUUCAGCUUCUCGUCUGGCUCAUUCCUAACAUCGUGGGAAACACUAUUGCCGUAUCUGUUGUCGGUCUUCUCCUUGGUCCUAUCUACCCAUGUGCAUCAGCUGUUUUCCUUCGAGGUAUGACUAGGCGGGAGGCUCUGACUGGUAUCGGCAUGAUUAAUGCUUGCGAUAGCGCAGGAGGAGCUAUUGCACCCUUCGUUACAGGACUUUUGGCCCAGGCGUUUGGCACCUUUGUCCUUCAUCCGAUUGUGAUUUUCUUGUUUGCUGUCAUGUUGAUGUGCUGGUAUUUCAUUCCAGCUGAGGAAAAGAGGACGGAGUGA
Messenger RNA from Fusarium proliferatum ET1, 1479 nucleotides. Its product is annotated as related to tetracycline resistance proteins. The coding region runs from base 1 to 1479 and encodes 492 amino acids. Gene Ontology annotation, molecular function: transmembrane transporter activity. The transcript has 2 exons. Gene Ontology annotation, biological process: transmembrane transport. Gene Ontology annotation, cellular component: membrane. The record is from RefSeq and is a predicted model, not a curated record. Lineage: Eukaryota; Fungi; Ascomycota; Sordariomycetes; Hypocreales; Nectriaceae.